UGUCAGCGGCGGCGGGUGGAGGAGGCGGCGGCGGCGGGAUGGAGGGGCUCAUCCCGCUCGUCAACCGGCUGCAGGACGCCUUCGCGGCGCUGGGCCAGAACUGCCUGCUCGACCUGCCACAGAUCGCGGUGGUGGGCGGGCAGAGCGCCGGCAAGAGCUCCGUGCUGGAGAACUGCGUCUCCAGGGAUUUUCUUCCACGAGGUUCUGGAAUUGUGACAAGACGACCAUUGGUCCUGCAACUCAUCACUGCCAAAACAGAGUAUGCCGAAUUUCUACACUGCAAAGGGAAGAAAUUUACUGAUUUUGAUGAAGUUCGUCAGGAAAUCGAAGCAGAAACAGAUAGAGUAACAGGAAUGAACAAAGGCAUUUCUUCAAUUCCUAUUAAUUUAAGAGUAUAUUCUCCACAUGUCUUAAGCCUGACCCUUAUUGAUUUGCCGGGAAUCACUAAAGUGCCAGUAGGGGAUCAGCCUCCAGAUAUUGAGCAACAGAUCAGAGACAUGAUAAUGCAGUUCAUAUCCCGGGAAAACUGUCUCAUCCUGGCUGUGACUCCAGCGAACACUGAUCUGGCCAACUCCGACGCCCUGAAGCUGGCAAAGGAAGUGGACCCUCAGGGCCUUAGGACCAUUGGUGUGAUCACAAAAUUGGAUCUGAUGGAUGAAGGAACAGAUGCGAGAGAAGUUCUAGAAAACAAACUACUCCCUCUUCGCAGAGGUUAUAUUGGUGUUGUAAACAGAAGCCAGAAAGACAUUGAUGGGAAGAAGGACAUAAAAGCAGCUCUUCUAGCAGAAAGGAAAUUCUUUCUUUCCCAUCCAUCCUACAGGCACAUGGCAGAUCGGAUGGGAACACCGUAUCUCCAGAAAGUUCUAAACCAGCAACUUACCAAUCAUAUUCGGGAUACUCUGCCAGCCUUCAGAAGCAAACUCCAGAGCCAGCUGCUUUCUAUAGAACAUGAAGUAGAGGUAUACAAAAACUUCAGACCGGAAGAUCCAACCAGAAAAACAAAAGCCCUGUUGCAGAUGGUGCAACAGUUUUCAGUGGACUUUGAAAAGAGAAUUGAAGGAUCGGGAGAUCAAGUUGAUACACUAGAACUUUCAGGAGGUGCCAAAAUCAACCGAAUUUUCCAUGAACGUUUUCCUUUUGAACUAGUGAAGAUGGAAUUCAAUGAGAAGGAACUGCGUAGAGAAAUCAGUUAUGCCAUCAAGAACAUCCAUGGUAUCAGAACAGGUUUGUUUACUCCAGAUAUGGCAUUUGAAGCCAUUGUUAAAAAACAGAUAGUUAAGCUGAAAGGACCUUGCUUAAAAAGUGUGGAUCUGGUGAUGCAAGAGUUAAUCAACACUGUCAAGAAGUGCACUAAAAAGUUGGCAACCUAUCCAAGGUUGUGUGAAGAAACAGAAAGAAUUGUUGCGGGUUACAUUCGUGAAAGAGAAGAGAAGACCAAGGAUCAGAUGCUGCUGCUGAUUGAUAUCCAGGUUUCUUAUAUCAACACCAACCAUGAAGAUUUUAUAGGCUUUGCUAAUGCCCAACAAAGAAGCAGUCAGGUUAACAAAAGUGCAGUGGGAAAUCAGGGAACCAAUCUACCGCCUUCAAGGCAAAUUGUCAUUCGGAAAGGCUGGCUGACCAUCAACAACAUUGGCAUCAUGAAGGGAGGAUCCAAGGAAUACUGGUUCGUUCUAACCGCGGAAAGCUUGUCCUGGUAUAAAGACGAUGAGGAGAAAGAGAAGAAAUAUAUGCUUCCUUUGGACAACUUGAAAGUGCGAGAUGUUGAAAAGAGCUUCAUGUCCAGCAAACAUAUCUUUGCAUUGUUUAACACGGAGCAGAGGAAUGUUUACAAGGAUUACCGUUUCCUUGAGCUAGCCUGUGACUCCCAAGAGGAGGUGGAUAGCUGGAAGGCAUCUCUGCUACGAGCCGGUGUCUAUCCUGAUAAAUCCUCAGGGAGCAACAAAGCUGAAAAUGAGGAGAAUGGCCAAGCAGACAAUUUUUCAAUGGACCCCCAGCUGGAGAGACAGGUGGAGACAAUUCGAAACCUUGUGGACUCCUACAUGUCUAUUAUUAACAAAUGUAUCCGAGAUUUGAUACCGAAAACAAUCAUGCAUCUUAUGAUCAAUAACGUAAAAGAAUUUAUCAACGCAGAGCUCCUGGCUCACUUGUAUUCUUCUGAGGACCAAAACACUCUGAUGGAGGAGUCGGCUGAGCAGGCGCAGCGCCGCGAUGAGACGCUCCGCAUGUACCAGGCACUGAAGGAAGCCCUGGCAAUCAUUGGGGAUAUCAGCACUAGCACUGUCUCAACCCCUGCUCCCCCUCCUGUGGAUGACUCGUGGCUUCAGCAGGCCCGCAGAUCACCUCCUCCAAGUCCCUCAACUCCAAGGAGACCGACAUUAAACAAUCCCCCAACCAGACCUUUAUCUGGCCGAGGACCAGCUCCUGCAAUCCCAUCUCCAGGCCCUCAGUCAGGGGCUCCCCCGGUCCCGUUCCGCCCAGGACCACUGCCUCCGUUCCCAAGUGCUGGAGAAGCCCAUGGAGGACCUCCCCAGGUACCCUCCCGGCCCACCCGGGCUCCUCCCAGUGUCCCAAGGCGAGCUGAUACCGAUGGCUCCUCCCGUCCAGACAGUCCUCCACUCUUGCUUGAUCUAUGAUUUGUCCCGUCUUGCCGGCCGUUUGCUUUACUGCUGUCUCUUUACUUUUCCAGGACGGGAUGACUUCUUUUUGUAAGAAGCAAACGCUUAAUUUCUUUCUGAUUUUUUUGCUCUGUGUGUUAAUGCCCUACUUCGUAUGAGACAAAACAUCUGCCUUUGGUUUCAUAAUCUGUAAAUGGUUCCUGGUGUUGACCUUUGAGCACAGCAAGUCGAUUCCCGAAACCAUAGUCAUUACUGAGCAUCACAUGCACCUGCUGUAAAAAUGUUCUGCUGCAUUUCUGAACCUGAAAUAAACUGUAAUUCUUGAUGGGCUUUUAUUAUUACUUUCUGGAUGUGCACGAGUGGUCUUCUGUCUCUCACACCAUCAUCUCAGCAUUUCACACUCUGCCUGGGUCGGGACUGCAGGGAGGAUUUAUCAGAGAUGUGUGUUGCAUCUGGAUCACUGGAGAUGUCAUUAAAGGGGAGACAGGGAAGAUGUAACCCUUUGGCAAACAUUCAACCUGUUCCCUUGCAAGGGGCUUGGAGUGCUGCAGAGAUGUUUUGCUGGGAAAUAGAUGAAUGUUUUUCAAGCAGUACCUGGGAUUCACUUCAUUGCUGGGGAAAGCACGUUUUGGGGAGAUUCAGAGCUAAGCAGAAGGCUAGACUGAGUCCUCCAGAGCAGGAGCUGGAGUUAAAAUGUGCCUGUGUAUGUGUUAUGUCUGGAAGGGAUUUCCCCCUAAAGUGGCUGUGUAUGAAUGUGCAGAUGUCUUGAUUACUCAGUUCUUCCUUCAGAUCAGUAUGAGCCAAGUAGCUGCACUCGGUGCUUGGAGAUGGUCUCUAUGGCACAACAGCUUCCUGAGGGAGCACCGCAGUUGCUAAGUUGGUCCUUAGGUUUUGGGAAAGUAGGGAGCAAAAGGUGGGAUGAGCAAAGCAGGAACACCCCCGUUGUAUUCCCUUGGUUGCUGUAAUGUUUGGAGGUGUGCCAUCAGUGGCUGUUCCUGAGGGCAGUGUGUGCACUCCCCCUCAGUGAACAGCAGUGUCACACAUGUCCCCUCUGGCUGCAGUACCUUACGUACCCUGCAGGAGUUUGGCUACAGGCAUUUGGAGUUUGGUUCAGCUUUGGUCAGAGCUGAGUCCUCUGUGCUGGGUAACAGGAGGAGCAUCUGCUCCUCUCCAACCACUUCACUGGGCCAUCGCUGCCAAGGGUCUCCUGCUAUGCUUGGCAGGAGCCAUCACCCACGUUUUUAACCUUUCCCAGCAACGUCCCCUCCAGAUACCCCAAUCCACCCCCAGGCCAUCUUGUUUGAUCAUUCCCCAUUUCAUCAGAAUCUCUACUCCAAGAACAGUGUUUGAAGCAGAUAGUGGUGAGAAUUUUAAAGCUGGCUGGGGAAAAGCUCUUCCAGAGGAUAUUAUUUGCUGCAAGAAAAUUAGAAAGCCUGUGACCAGCGACCUCCACACCUGUGAUGUGAUUGUCCCAGUUGUCUGGCGCCAGCAAGUCAGAUGGGAAGUGGUGAGGAUGAAAGCUGAGGCUGUGCUGGUGGCCAGCUGAUUCUAAUCUCACUCUUGCUCUUUUCCUUAAUAUACAUGUUCUGUGCCUUUUUCUCUUAACCCAUUUAAUUAAGAUAAUUUUGUGUAUGAGUAUUUUUUUUAUAUCUUGACCUUUUGUUUUAAAUCUCCCUCUCUGUGAAUUUUGGGUUAUUUUUUGUUUUUUUCCUAGGCGACCUCCACGAGCUGUUCCAGGAAGAUCAUCCUAACACACACAUUUCUUUUGUGUUACAUGCAAGGUCUUUCUUUUUAUUUUUUUGUCCAAAAUUACCUUUAAUUUGCACUAGCCUACUUGUAAAUGAAAGAUUUUAUUUUCAGAUGUCAAUGAUAAGCCUGGAUGUAAAGCAAAUAAAAUUCUGACUACAAAA
This is a messenger RNA of Neopelma chrysocephalum (saffron-crested tyrant-manakin), 4525 nucleotides long. It is a transcript of the gene DNM3, whose product is annotated as dynamin 3. The record is from RefSeq and is a predicted model, not a curated record. The transcript has 22 exons. Gene Ontology annotation, molecular function: microtubule binding; GTPase activity; GTP binding. Gene Ontology annotation, cellular component: microtubule; membrane; cytoplasm. Lineage: Eukaryota; Metazoa; Chordata; Aves; Passeriformes; Pipridae. Bases 39 to 2633 code for a protein of 864 amino acids.